AUGAACGGCUAUGGCUCCCCGUACCUCUACAUGGGCGGCCCGGUGUCGCAGCCACCGCGGGCUCCGCUGCAGCGGACGCCGAAGUGCGCCCGGUGCCGCAACCACGGCGUGCUGUCCUGGCUGAAGGGCCACAAGCGCUAUUGCCGCUUCAAGGACUGCACCUGCGAGAAGUGCAUCCUCAUCAUCGAGAGGCAGCGGGUGAUGGCCGCGCAGGUGGCGCUCCGCCGGCAGCAGGCCAACGAAAGCCUGGAGAGCCUCCUCCCGGACUCCCUGCGCUCCCUCCCCGGGCCCCCUGGCAACACCGAGCCCCCCACGCCGCCGCCGGGGCCGUCGCCCUGCGCUGCGCCGCCGCGGACCCCCGCCGAGCUGGCCGCCGCCGCCGCCCUUCGCUGGGCCGCCGAGCCGCCUCCCGCGCUCCCGGGGCCGCUCCCCAAGGCAGACGUGAAUGAGGAGCGGUUGGGUGAUGCCAGUGGAGCAGACAAUGCUGAGACCUACAGUGACAAAGACACAGACCAAAGGAGUUCCCCAGACAUGACUAAAGCCAAAAGUUGUUUCAAUCCCGAAAGCCCUGAAAUUGUUUCAGUGGAUGAGGUCGGUUUUGCAGUUCAGAAAAAUGCUGGGAGCACAGAGAACCGUCCAGAGAGCCCCAAGUACCACCCAGAGCAGAACCACCUCCUGAUAGAAGGUCCUUCUGGGACAGUUUCUUUACCAUUCAGUUUGAAAGCAAACAGACCCCCACUUGAAGUCUUGAAAAAGAUUUUCCCUAACCAAAAGCCAGCUGUGCUAGAGUUGAUCCUGAAGGGGUGUGGCGGUGACCUGGUGAGUGCUGUAGAGGUUCUCCUAUCCAGUCGGUCUUCAGUGGCCAGUGGAGAGAGAACUUCUGCAGAAUCGGAUGGUCUUGUUUUGCCUUCCAAUGGGCAUAUUUUUGAACACACGCUGAGUUCCUAUCCUAUUUCAUCUUCCAAGUGGUCUGUGGGCUCUGCAUUUAGGGUUCCCGACACUCUGAGGUUCUCUGCUGAUUCCAGUAAUGUUGUGCCAAAUCCUCUAGCUGUACCCUUGCAGCACCCGUUCCCUCAGCCACCACGCUAUCCGCUGAUGCUGAGAAACACUUUGGCGAGAAACCAGUCCAGCCCAUUCCUGCCCAACGACGUCACCCUGUGGAACACCAUGACAUUGCAGCAGCAGUACCAGCUGCGGUCCCAGUAUGUCAGUCCUUUCUCUGGCAACUCAGCCGCUGUUUUCCGAAGCUCACCUGUCCUUCCUUCCCGCUCGUCAGAAGAUCCUAGGAUUUCAAUUCCUGAUGAUGGUUGCUCAAUUGUGUCUAAGCAACCAAUUUACACAGAAGAUGAGUAUGAGGACAGGUCUGAUUCUUCAGACUCAAGAAUACUCAACACAUCUUCUUAGACUGACAUUUGACAUGUGACAGCUAAGCGAUACUCACAGUGCAGCUGAACUACUGGCCCCUAAGAGGAGGGACAUGUACUCUACAAAACUCUUGCAAUUGUAUUAAAAAGUUGCUUGGUAUUGUACUAUAGCAAUAAAGACGUAACUUAUUUAAUUUCUUGCACUUCACUGGAUAAUGCCAAAUAGCAAUAC
Messenger RNA from Onychostruthus taczanowskii (white-rumped snowfinch), 1596 nucleotides. It is a transcript of the gene DMRT3, whose product is annotated as doublesex and mab-3 related transcription factor 3. NCBI's taxonomy places the organism in Eukaryota, Metazoa, Chordata, Aves, Passeriformes, Passeridae. Gene Ontology annotation, molecular function: DNA-binding transcription factor activity, RNA polymerase II-specific; RNA polymerase II cis-regulatory region sequence-specific DNA binding; protein binding. The transcript is spliced from 2 exons. Gene Ontology annotation, biological process: male sex differentiation; regulation of transcription by RNA polymerase II. Gene Ontology annotation, cellular component: nucleus. Bases 1 to 1404 code for a protein of 467 amino acids. The record is from RefSeq and is a predicted model, not a curated record.